AUGCCUGCCGUCAAACAACAUGAGCUUGUCGACCGCGACACCACUGCCGAGAUCAUAGACAUCCGCAGUGAUGCCGUGGAAAUCGACCUCAAAAAUGAGGUCAAGGCCAUGCUUGGUCCCAAGGAAGGACCCCGCAUGCUCCCGACAUUGCUCCUGUAUGACGAAAAGGGACUCCAGCUCUUUGAGGAUGUAUGCCCACACUUGGUCCCUGGCCAUGGCCAAAUGCCGUUCCAAUUUGCCCAGAUGAUGGAGAGAGGAGAAGACUUAUAAAAAAACCCCUUAGAUUACCUACCUCGACGAGUACUACUUGACAAACUAUGAGAUCGACGUCCUGAAGACCUCUGCCACCGACAUGGCGAGCAACGUCCCAUCGGGUGCCAUUGUGGUCGAGCUGGGUAGUGGGUUAGUUUUCUUUCUCGCCCGCAACGCACCUGAUCGUUCUUUUUCCUUUCCUUUCCUUUCUUUCCUGUCCUGCCUGCGAAGCUUUGAUAAUGUGUUUGUUUCUCCCUAACCGCCGUUUGUGUGCAUAAAAGAAACCUGCGAAAGAUCCGGCUCCUUCUGCAAGCGUUUGAGGACGCCGGUAAGGUCAUUGACUACUAUGCGCUCGACCUUGACCACCGCGAGCUGGAGCGCACCUUGUCCCAGCUCCCUGCUUUCCAGAACGUCACAUGCCGCGGCCUGCACGGGACGUACGAUGACGGAAGGGACUGGCUGGCUACUCUGAAGGACCGCCCCAAGUGUGUCCUUCACAUGGGAUCGAGCAUUGGUGGGAAUCCCUUUGUUUCACAGACCCCAGCCCACUUGAGCGGUUAACUUACAGAGAUGAUUUAAACAGGAAACUUCCAUCGUGAUGACGCUGCCAAGUUCUUGGAGGGGUUCGGACGGAUCAUGGGAUCGGGAGAUUGCAUGUUUGUCGGCGUGGACUCGUGCAUCCGCCCUGACAAAGUAUAGUAUGUGACUCUUCUUCCUCAAAUUGAGUGGGUGGUACUGACGUUGCACAAAGCCAUGCGUACAACGGUAAGAGUUAUCAGAUGGAAAAUCAGUUCGUUUUGUCAUAAGCUCACAGAGAUUCAUUUGCCAGAUCACAAGGGCAUCACACAUCAGUAUGUGGUGCAUUCGCAAUUCCCUGAGUACACACGUUCUAACCUUAUACUCCAGGUUCAUUCUUAACGGGCUUGAGAACGCCAACACUCUCUUUGGAUAUGAAGUAUUCCGCAUCCCUGACUGGAAGGUGAUCGGCGAGUACGUCUAUGACGAAGAUGGCGGGCGCCACCAGGCGUUUGUAGCACCCAUCCGUGAAACGGUGGUGCUCGGCCAGCAGAUCAAGGCUUUUGAGCGCAUCAAGAUCGAGCAGAGUUUGAAAUACAGCUCUUCCGGUAGCAUCAAGCUCUGGAAAGCCGCAGGUCUUGUCGAGGCGCACCGCUGGACUCUUGGUGAUGAAUACGGUAUGAUAACCUCGAGAUCCCUUCCAACUCGAUCACAACGGACUCGAAACUAAUGAUGAUCUCUUAGGUAUUCACAUGCUCCGCAAGGAAUCCCUUGAUUUCCCUCUACACCCGUCCCUGUACGCCGCACACGCCCUCCCCUCGGUCCACGACUGGACCGCCCUGUGGGCCGCGUGGGAGAUCGUCACCCGCCGCAUGCUCCCGGACCAGGACCUGCACGAGAAGCCCAUCAAGCUCCGCAACGCCUGCGUCUUUUACCUUGGACACAUCCCCACCUUCCUGGACAUCCAGCUCACCAAGACCACCGGCACGGCGCCCACCGAUCCCGCGUCCUACUACACCAUCUUUGAGCGGGGCGUCGACCCGGACGUCGACAACCCGGAGCUCUGCCACCAGCACUCCGAGAUCCCCAGCGAGUGGCCCCAGGUCCAGGACAUCCUCGCCUACCAAGAGCGCGUCCGGGCCCGGCUCAUCUCCCUUUACAAGAAUGGAGAGGAGAACAUCGUCAGGGGCGUGGGGCGCGCCAUCUGGCUGGGCUUCGAGCACGAGAUCAUGCACAUUGAGACGCUGCUGUACAUGAUGCUGCAGAGCUCCAAGACGCUGCCCCCGCCGCAUCGAGAGCACCCCAACUUUGAGAAGCUCGCUGAGGCGGCGGUCAAGGCUAGAGUUGAGAAUGAAUGGUUUGACGUUCCCUCACAGGCAAUCACCAUCGGUCUGGACGACCCCGAGGAGGGAACUGACCACGAAGUACACUAUGGUUGGUAAGUUGACACAACAAUGCCUAACUAUUUCAGAUAGAAGAAAUAACUAACACUGUCGGAAGGGACAAUGAGAAGCCCGCUCGAGAGGAGACUGUCCAUGCCUUCCAGGCAAAAGGUCGUCCCAUCACUAAUGAAGAGGUGCCCACUGGUCCAUUCCACAUCUUAGUUUUUGCCAAUGCUAACAAGAACCAGUACGCCAAGUAUAUGAUUGCCUCAAAGCUUGAACAAGCCCCCGCCUCUUGGUUCGUCCCCGAGGCCCGGCCCAUCACCCCGGACGAGCCAUUCGAGUCCUUCCUCGAGGGCAAGUUCGUCCGCACCGUCUACGGCCCCGUCCCGCUCAACCUCGCCCUCGACUGGCCCGUCUUCGCCUCCUACGACGAGCUCGCCCCCUGCGCCGCCUGGAUGGGCGGCCGCAUCCCCACCUUUGAGGAGGCGAGGAGCAUCUACGCCUACGCGGACAGACUGAAGAAGGACCUCCUCAAGAGCAAGCUCGCCAACAAGGUCCCCGCCGUCAAUGGGUUCGUAACCCCCCUCCUUUCCCCUUUCCUUAACAUAUAUAGAAGCUAACUUCCUUUUCCAGUCAUCUCGUCAACGACGGCGUCCAGGAGACCCCGCCACCCUCCCCCCCUCUCUCCCUCGACGACGACGAGGCCAAGCGCCCGUCCUCCGCCGUCGAGAACCCCCUCUUCGCCGACCUCAACUCCUGCAACGUCGGCUUCCGCAACUGGCACCCCACCCCCGUCACCCCCCACGGCGCCCGCCUCGCCGGCCAGUCCGAUCUCGGCGGCGUCUGGGAGUGGACGAGCACCACCCUGAGCCCCCAGCCCGGGUUUGAGCCCACGUCCCUGUACCCCUUGUACACGGCCGACUUCUUCGACGGGCGCCACAACGUCGUCCUCGGCGGGUCGUGGGCCACGCACCCGCGCAUCGCCGGGAGGAAGAGCUUCGUUAA
Messenger RNA from Clonostachys byssicola, 3158 nucleotides. Lineage: Eukaryota; Fungi; Ascomycota; Sordariomycetes; Hypocreales; Bionectriaceae. The record is from the annotation of a GenBank genome assembly.